Messenger RNA from Trematomus bernacchii (emerald rockcod), 1135 nucleotides. Its product is annotated as chloride channel protein 2-like. Gene Ontology annotation, biological process: transmembrane transport; chloride transport. Gene Ontology annotation, molecular function: voltage-gated chloride channel activity. The record is from RefSeq and is a predicted model, not a curated record. Gene Ontology annotation, cellular component: membrane. NCBI's taxonomy places the organism in Eukaryota, Metazoa, Chordata, Actinopteri, Perciformes, Nototheniidae.
AUGAAGGACCUUACUGUAACCGGGACGCAUUCUGUAGUGGAGUUCCCGGUGUGAACUCCCGUGCAGAAACUACAGCCAGUCCGAUGGUUUAAUCAGUGCACACACUCAGAGACAUCGCUCCGGGUUUCCUCUCACGUCCAAGCCGAAAAAGGUGCACCGAACGCCGGGCACAAACGCAGCCAUGGCCGGGGAUGGGGCCGACCAGCGGGCUCUGCAAUAUGAGCAAACCCUGAUGUAUGGGCGCUACACCCAGGAGCUCGGGGUUUACGCUAAAGAGGAGGCGGCUCGGCUGAGGGAGGGGGGGGGGGCAGCGGAGGAGUCGGACCCUCGACCUGCACGAGUACGACAAGAGCCGCUGUGCCAAGUGUCGCAUCUGCACGUUGCGCUGUCAGAAGUUCCUGAUCUCACGGGUCGGGGAGGACUGGAUCUUCCUCAUCCUGCUGGGACUCCUCAUGGCAAUGGUCAGCUGGGCUGUGGACUUCUGCAUCGCCAUCUGUUUACAAGCGCAGAAGUGGAUGUACGGGGGUCUGGACAGUAACGUGUUCCUGCAGUAUUUGGCCUGGGUCACCUACCCCGUCGUCCUCAUCACCUUCUCUGCCGGCUUCACACAGAUCCUCGCCCCCCAGGCUGUCGGUUCAGGUAUCCCUGAGAUGAAGACCAUCCUGAGGGGCGUCGUGCUGAAGGAGUACCUCACCUUCAAAACCUUUGUGGCCAAAGUCAUCGGCCUCACCUGCGCUCUGGGCAGCGGCAUGCCCCUGGGCAAGGAGGGUCCGUUCGUACACAUCGCCAGUUUGUGCGCCGCUCUCCUCAGCAAGUUCAUGUCUCUGUUUGGAGGAAUCUAUGAGAACGAGUCGAGGAACAUUGAGAUGCUGGCAGCAGCCUGUGCUGUGGGGGUGGGAUGCUGCUUCGCUGCCCCUAUUGGAGGUGUGUUGUUCAGUAUUGAAGUAACGUCCACGUUCUUCGCGGUGAGGAACUACUGGAGAGGUUUCUUCGCAGCGACCUUCAGUGCCUUCAUCUUCAGAGUUCUGGCCGUGUGGAACCGAGACGAAGAGACCAUCACGGCUCUUUUUAAAACUCGUUUCCGCCUCGACUUCCCCUUCGACCUCCAGGAGCUCCCUGCCUUCGCCGUCAUUGG